Messenger RNA from Rhodamnia argentea, 2046 nucleotides. RefSeq names its product NAC domain-containing protein 71-like. Gene Ontology annotation, biological process: regulation of DNA-templated transcription. The transcript is spliced from 4 exons. Lineage: Eukaryota; Viridiplantae; Streptophyta; Magnoliopsida; Myrtales; Myrtaceae. The record is from RefSeq and is a predicted model, not a curated record. The coding region runs from base 535 to 1575 and encodes 346 amino acids. Gene Ontology annotation, molecular function: DNA binding.
GGGUCACCAUCCAAAUCUUCAUCUCUCUUCACUUGCAAAAAUUCUUGGAUGGUUGCCUUUGCAGGCACUAAUAGAUUCCAGUUCUGGAAGUUUUAGCUGGUUCAGGUUGUCGGGUUUCGGGAACAUUUUAGCAUCGAAGCUAGGAACUGCUUGAGGUUUCCGGGUGUUGAUCAAAUUUCGAUCUUGAUUUGGAAUUAGAAAGAUUUUGGGGGGUUGGUUGGGUUGUGACAGCCUAAUCAUAAGAAAUACCAGAAAUUUUUUGGCAAGACAAUGAUUCUGACCUCCAACGGGUGCACUCGGGGGAAGUCGCACUCGGUUCUUGCCAAGAAAUCCGUCGUCGAGAAAAGCUUCUACUUUUGGAUUUUCCAGAUCUUCAAUAGAUACAGUUUAGGCACUUAGCCGAAUAUUUCCGAGUCUUGUCUUUGAUACAGCUUUUCAGCUCUUGACCUCACGCAUUUUCUUCCUCUCUAGUGUUCUUUUUGGUAUUUCGCUUUCUUUGUAAAAAAAUCGGGUGGAUUGUGGAGUUGAGAUAUAAUGGCUAGUGCAUCGCUGCCGCCAGGAUUCCGCUUCCACCCCACGGAUGAAGAAUUGGUUGGAUAUUAUUUGAAAAGAAAAGUUGAGGGACACGAGUUCGAGCUCGAAGUGAUUCCCGUUGUCGAUUUGUACAAAUUCGAUCCUUGGGAGCUUCCAGAUAAAUCAUUUCUUCCCCAGCGAGACAUGGAAUGGUUCUUCUUCUGUCCACGGGACAGAAAGUACCCAAAUGGCUCACGAACAAAUCGGGCCACUAAAGCCGGCUAUUGGAAGGCCACAGGGAAAGACCGGAAGGUUGUCUGCCAGUCCUCUGUCACUGGUUAUAGAAAGACACUCGUCUUCUACCGUGGACGGGCCCCAUUAGGAGAUCGUACUGACUGGGUAAUGCACGAGUAUCGCCUCUGUGACGAUUCUUCCCAAGGAUCACAAAACUUUCAGGGGCCAUUUGCACUGUGCCGUAUUGUAAAAAGGAACGAGCUUUCUCAGAAGACGAGCGAUUGCCAUGGAGAACCAAAAAGCAAAAUAGUUGGAAACAGUUCGAGUAAUGGCGAUUGUGAGACAAUGGAAGUUUGCAGUGAGCCUUCAAGCAUGUCUGGCAACACUUAUUCUCAAGGAAGCUACCUGUAUAACGAAAGUUAUUAUCCUAGCCAUAUGCCGCCUCGACACGAAGUUACACCAACGGCAGAUUUGAAUCCCUACUUGACAGAGACCAAUCCUGGAAGCUGUUGGGUCUCACCUGAUAUGAUUCUUGACUCUUCAAAGGACUACUCACAAGGACAAUGCACGGUUCCUCAUAACUUCCAACACCAACAGUAUGAUUUUCCAAAUCCCAUGACUUCAUGGCAGCAAUAUGACCACAAGGAAAUUUCUCCCAGCUCAUCGUACUCAAAUUUAGCGGGCGAAGUCGAACUUCCUGACGAUCUCAAUCACUUCGGCUGUGUGUCACCGUACUCGGGACAUGGGAACUACAUGGAGUAUUAUGGGGAUAUACCAUAUGGAGGUUAUGACAACACUGGCUCGCUAAGUUAUCCAAAACCUUUCUGAGUAGAGGAGGGUACUGAGAAGAAAUGGACGGGUGAACUCAACGGUAGAUUGCAGAAACGAGGGUUGCACGAUGGUGUCCUGCCCUGAGCAUGACCAGCAAGUGAAAGCUGUUCACAUAGCUUUGCCUACCCUGUUAAAAGAAAAAAGAAUCUGAUCCGGGACAACGCCUUUUUAUGUUGAUUCUUGGAGUGGGAGAUAAGCUAGAGCAGCUAAAGCCCUUCCUCAUUACUCCAAAAAAGGUUCCAAAUGAAGAUUUUUGUUAUCUGGUGUUCUUUUUCAACUUCCAUUGUAAUGUCGUUUCAGUUUCCACUUUAUGGGGUUAAGCUUAGAGAGUAGUAGGCCUCCUGGUGGAAAUCACUUUUAUAGAUUGAACCAGAGGUUGUGGUUUACUUUGUACUUCAAGUUCCAUGUCUCAGAUAGUAACCGUAAGUGUUUGAAAUUCACUGUCCAUUCCCUGAUGCAAAAAGGAGU